AUGCUAGAUAAAGAUGCCGAAUUAGAUUAUUGUAAUUAUAAAGUAGAUAAAAUAAUAAAUAAUUUAGAACAAUUUUUAUCAAAUAUAAUUAAUUAUAUAGAAAAUUUAGAUCUAGAUAAUCGAAAUAACUUAUCAACUACUUCACUUUUAGAAUUUUUCAAUCCUCGAUUAAUUCAAAAUAUAAUUAAACUUGAUAUUUGGCAUUUUAGAAAUAGAAUAGAUAUAAAAGCUAA
Messenger RNA from Dentiscutata erythropus, 233 nucleotides. Lineage: Eukaryota; Fungi; Glomeromycota; Glomeromycetes; Diversisporales; Gigasporaceae. The record is from the annotation of a GenBank genome assembly.